Molecule: messenger RNA, 876 nt
Organism: Papaver somniferum (opium poppy)
Lineage: Eukaryota; Viridiplantae; Streptophyta; Magnoliopsida; Ranunculales; Papaveraceae
Exons: 5
Coding region: 145-732 (195 amino acids)
Source: RefSeq, a predicted model, not a curated record
CUCCUCAGCUCAGUUCUUCACUCCCCUUGGGAUAACCUGAACUCAAGACUCGAUAGUCUCUGUUUGAAAUUAGGGCCAGGUAAACUCAGUUGGUUUUAAAUUUCUUUCAUUAUUUGGUUUGAAUUUCCUUUAUUUGUAAGAUUAAUGGAACAUUCACUUUGGGGACAUCUGCCAUUAUUGAUGAGAUCAAAUUCCAAGGAAUCAAUCGAAUACAUAUUUCAAGCUCUAUGGAGAACAAGAAAAACUGGUCUUGAUUCAACUGAUCGUGAUGUUAUCAAAGAUAUGCUCCAACUUGACCAUGCAAACGAUCUUGAUCCACUAUUGGCAUGUUUAAGAGUGUUGAUAAGAAGAUGUAUCAAUGAAAAUGAUAUUGAAAAGCUGUUUCCUCGUGAAGUUUCACCGGAAUUACAAAGAUUAUUAACGAUUCUAUUUCAGAAAUUUCAAGGAGAGUGGAGAAAUGACGAAUACAAGGAUCAGGGAAUUUUACCUCGUUUAAAGACAAUGACAUGGAACAUGGCAGAUCAUGACACAGAAUCAACAGAUCCUGCUGCAGUUAUAAAUUUGAAGCUCCUAGAUGAUACACAAUCUGUAUUAGGUGAAACUGAAGUGAAGUUCCAAGUGGAAAAAGACGCUCUACAAACAAUGCUGAAAUCCAUGUAUUGCAUAAGAGAUCAGUUGUCUAAUACGGGUGGGACUUCUAGCGGACAAGCUCAAGAAACUAGUAUACUAUAGUUAGUCAAGAUGUUUUUAAUUAGAGGUCAGAUCUUUAAAUUUUCGGUGACAAGUGCUGCUAGAGAUUGUAAGUCUGGUUUGUGAUGCGUUUGGACCAUGUAUGCGUACAAUUUUGUUCAAUUUAUCUUAAAAAAUCUUAGAAUA